Cooperia oncophora is the source of this 327-nucleotide messenger RNA. The record is from the annotation of a GenBank genome assembly. NCBI's taxonomy places the organism in Eukaryota, Metazoa, Nematoda, Chromadorea, Rhabditida, Trichostrongylidae.
AUGUCGUGCUACUGGGUUGGCGAAGACACAAACAUGUUGUUUGUGACAAGUCUGAUGCUAUCGUUGGCUGUGGAAGAGUGUCACCUUCACAAGCGGAUUGCCUUGAAAAUGCUGACAUUCGUCGGCGCAAAACCUCAGUGGCUCUUGGCUGGUUUCAUGAUGAUUACGUCAUUUAUAUCACUAUGGAUCUCGGACACGGCCUGUGCGGCUCUCAUGGCCCCAAUCGCAUAUGCACUUCUUGAAGCGAUCAUGAUCCACAAGAUGGCACCUCUGUCGAUGAACGGCCACGACCAUUGGCUUUUGCAGGACGCGAUGGCGAACAUGUAA